Thermothielavioides terrestris NRRL 8126 is the source of this 348-nucleotide messenger RNA. RefSeq lists its product as uncharacterized. The record is from RefSeq and is a predicted model, not a curated record. NCBI's taxonomy places the organism in Eukaryota, Fungi, Ascomycota, Sordariomycetes, Sordariales, Chaetomiaceae. The transcript has a single exon. The annotation marks the transcript as partial.
AUGCCCGUCCCAGAUUUCACCUCCCCCACCAUCUUCCCCCCUUUCAACGCUCUCCCCUUCACCACCACCACCCCCUCCUCCCCAUCCCCAUCCCCAUCCCAACCCAAAAACCACCAACCACCCCCCGGCCCCACACACGAAGCCCAAGCCCAAGACUACUACCUCCUCGCGCAGAUAACGCACAACAUGACGCUGACAAAACCAACCCUGAUCCUGGCCGACCGCGCCGGCACCUCGUUCGCGCUGGUGUACACGUCGCGGCCGGGCGCGGGGCCGGACGCGCCCGACCUGGCGGCGCGGGGGAUGCGGCGGGGCGCGACGGUCGUCUUGCGCGGGGCGCGGCGGACG